GAGAUCCAGCUGUGGGGAAGAGCGCUUUAGCACAGAUGUUCCGCACUGAUGGGGCUCAUUUUCAGAAGAACUACACACUGACAACGGGCAUAGAACUGUUGGUGAAGGCUGUAUCAGUUCCCGAGACAAGUGAUAGCGUGGAAUUCUUCAUUUUUGACUCUGCAGGAAAAGAUCUAUUUUCUGAAAUGCUGGAGAAACUGUGGGAGCAACCCAACGUCCUGUGCCUUGUGUAUGAUGUCACUAAUGAGCAAUCUUUCAACAACUGCGCCAAGUGGUUGGAGAAGCUGAGGGCUCAAGCAGUUGGAGUGCACAUCCCAGGUGUCUUAGUGGGGAAUAAAACAGAUCUGGUUGGUCGUCGAGUUGUGGAGCAGAAACAAGCACAGGAGUGGGCUGAGAAACAUGGCCUGGAAUACUGUGAGAUGUCAGUGAAGGAGAUGCAAAAUUUUGAGACCCCUUUCCACAUCCUGGCAAAGUUAUUCCACCAACUGUACAAAGAGAAAGUGGAAACUUUUCACUCACUAGCUUGACGUCUGUGACUGGCAUGGCUUAUUAUCAACUAAGCUUCCUCUAGUACCCAGAAUCCUGCAGGAUGAAAUACAGAGAGAAGAGAAAAGAUGAGCUAUUUGCUUCUUCAUGGUCAUCUUCUGGUAACUCAAAAUAAACUAGAAAUAAGCAAGUGGAAAGACA
This is a messenger RNA of Leptosomus discolor (cuckoo roller), 687 nucleotides long. The record is from RefSeq and is a predicted model, not a curated record. Lineage: Eukaryota; Metazoa; Chordata; Aves; Leptosomiformes; Leptosomidae.